AUGUCUGGUGAAGGCCUUUUUGGACGCGUUAUCGGUACCGGUGUUGAUGCCGGCAUAGAUAUGCAGGCUGAUCGCGUCGCUGACGGUUUUAUAGCCAAACUCGAAAAUGAAUUUCUACCUGGAGGUGCCACUGGCACUAUCGGUCAAACUAUUGACACUGGCGUCAACAUGUUCAUCAACAACGAAAUCAAUCGUGAUGUCAAUCGUUUUGUUUAG
Messenger RNA from Rotaria socialis, 216 nucleotides. The record is from the annotation of a GenBank genome assembly. Lineage: Eukaryota; Metazoa; Rotifera; Eurotatoria; Philodinida; Philodinidae.